GUAUGAAGGCACUGCUUUAAAAAAAAAAAAAAAACCUAUGAUAGGACCAAUUUUCACAACCGGGUUCUCUGUUGAUUUUGUAGACAUCAGUAGCUGUCAUGUGCGGUAUGGUAGAAAGGGACAUGGGCCAGAUUAAAUGUUUGCAUAGAAGAGUGAGACUUUUUAUGCUUUCUGUGGUGGAAAGAUAGUGAUAUUGACAGAGAGCUUAACAAAUAUCUUAUAAAAUUCCACCUGUUCAUAGCAUCUCUAUCUUCAACUAAACCUAACUUACCUAUGGCAGCAGGAUUCUGUCAAAAAAUCAUUUAAAAAAAGUCAGAAAUUAGGGUGAAGUGUACUGAUGUUUCAUAAAGUUCCUUUAUUUAAGGUCAACUGACCAUUCAGACAGCUGAUCACUACUUUUUGCUCUCCGUUGGUCAUAUAACUCCGCCUCCCCGCAGGCUGCAUGCUCCGUCUUUGUUAUUUUUCGUCGCUGUCACUACCCGACAGCAGGUAGCUGCCUCAGCAGAUCCCAUGAUGCUAUAUCUGCCCGUCUAGUGACUCUGGAUGAUCACUAUUUUUCAAGGUGCAUUGUGGGAGAUUACAAGUUCACUACUUUUUCAUCCAUCAUUUAAAAUGCUGUAUUCACUAUAUAGUGCCCUAUGGCGAUUUGGGCAGACAUUCAGACAUGGCCCAAGAUUAAGAAAAAAUAUCCUGGUGAACCAUGGUCGAGCAGUAAGCUAGUAAAAAAUGUUAGCGAACUUCCUCCAAAGCCUUUCAAAAUAAAGCAAAAAAAAAAAAGGAACUUUUCUAUCCGUCUGUUUACUUUAUAUUUGUGUUGGUUGGGAUUUAUGAGGUUAGUUACAAUAGUUGAUCAUCGGUUUUACAAUCAGUCCAAAUAUCAAGCCCUUAAUAACACAGUAAAGUUUUUACUUUGGGUUUGUUAUACUAUGCUCCACAAGCGCAUUCUCAUUCACCACAAGCUUAUAUAAUGCUAAACAAGCGUAUUUUACUAAACUUAGGUGAAUAUCUGCCGCAUUGAUGCUUAUUAUAAAAGGCUUGCAGAUAUUUCAGUAUUAGAUAAGUCAUUUAUCUGUAUAUUUUCCAUACUUGUAACCCUGUAUCAACAGGAUUUAAGGCUGGUUAGUUCCCUUUUAUCUCCAGCUGAUUCCCUUAAAUUAUUAAUAUAACGUAAUAUUAUAUGAUCAUCAAUUAUACAUGAUGUUUGCAUGUGUCAUAUUUCUAAUUUUGUUGGAUUGUCUGGAAUAAAGCUGGACAUUCAAGACUCAAAGGUGCCCCAAUGCUAAAAGCUGAUUGGUCAGUCAGCCAUCUGUGUCCAUAAAUACAUUUGCAGAACUACAUGUCCAGCAAACAUAGGUUGUUGCAAGCAGCUCUUAUUGAAUCUGUGGAUGGAAGUUGUUUUAUCUAAAACUGAGCAGUAUUAUGUGUUUGCCCCUUUUUGUGGCUAUAGCUUGGGGGGGCUAAGUUGAUAGGGCUUUACAUCAUCACAUCCAAAGAAAACAUUAAAAACUCCCCAUUUGUAGUUCUGAGUAAUUUUCCUGACCAUGUGCUCAUAUGGGAAGCACCAGAUGUUACCUUCUAGUGAUGUAAUGUUCAUUUAAUAAAUAAUAGAUGUAGAAGGAAGAUCAAUAGAAGCACAAAUGACAAAGCGUAUGUAAGCAUUGUAUGGAGGGAGGAGGAUGAGAAAGGAUGAGCACGUCUGGCAGACUGACGGAAACCCCACCCAGACCUGAUUCCUUGUCGCUCCGUCCGCUGAUAAGCAGCUGAUGAGGAAGUGGAGCAGUAUUUCACAAGGACAUAUAGGGCAGGAUGAUCAACUCUAUUGAGCUAAUCAAGAUACUGUUGCUAAGACCCAGAGAGCCUCUGUCAGUUGACCUCAUAAGAACCAAAAGAGCAUUGAUUUGUCCAUGUCUGAGUCUGGCAACAUCAUUUUUUUUCAAAGGACAGUAAUCAUGUGGGCCCCUGGUAUUAUUUUUACAAAAGCUCCUUUUCUAGUGAGAAACAAACCAGACUUUUAGAGCUGGAAAAGGUAAACUACAAGACUUAAAAAGUGUGGAAGACGCCUUCAGUUGCAGAGCAAGAAAAAUCUUUAGACGACCAUUUAAAAAAAAUUCAGACAUCCUGAAAAUGGUUUGCCUGACCAGAAAACUCAGAUAUGUCGAUGUAAAUGCUAGUUUGGCUUUUUGGUCAUGAUUGCAAGAGUUCUGCAUCGUUACUGGAAAACUGUCUUCUUGUCAGAUCGUUUCUCAGGGGUAAGUCUGUGAUUUUAAAGCCAUGGAGGGUCUUGAGCAACUUGAUGUGGUGGGUGAUAUCAGCCCAGCCCUGGAGGCAACAGAGGACUUCAUCCACUGCAUAGAUAGGAGGAUCCAGAGUCAAGGCCCAAGCCUGGCUCAGACCAGCCACCAUCAGCCUGCCAGGCAGCCUAAGCAGCUGCAGGAUGUGUCCAGUGCUGCUCUGGGGAAGCUUAGCUCCAGUGGUGUGUGGAAUCUUCUGGCGGGAGAGCAGCCAGAGGUUGGGCCCCUCGGCCUAGCCUGGGCUGACAACUUCAGCCUGCUGGGUCUGGGCAUGGGUUUGAGGCAUGGCAAGAGAAACCGAGCACGCUCCACCAAUGACCUGGUGGCCCAUAUGCAGGAGUGCAACAACAGCACGGGAAGCUCCUCAUCCAAGUCUGUUUUUAAGAAAGGACACAAUCGGUCCAGGUCCGACGUCAACUAUCGUCCGUCUGCGUACACGGACAAUGGACUGCCCACAGUGGACUGCAACACUCUGAAGAACAUGAUCCUCAACCAGCAGCAGGACGUUGACAAAAGCAGUAGUGGCAGUGUGGUGAAGCAGGGCGAGAUGGAGCAGCGUGAGGGCCCAAGGAGCCGCUGGACACCCUGUUAUGUUGAGCUGACUCCCUGUGAGCUGCGGCUCUACACUUUGGACAGCAGUGCCAAUCGCCAACUAGGCACUGCCUUCUCCCUGUCACACUGCCAGAGUGUUGUCGCCCCGGCACCCUGCAGCCAGUCGAGUCAGAUGAGCCAGCCUGGUGACAAGCGCACACUUCAGGCCUUGUUUUUCAACAGCACGCGACUCCAGCUGAAGGCGGCCAACCAGUGGGAGGCAAUGGAGUGGAGACGGCUGAUGUGGGAGAAGGUUCAGGCAGCUAGACCCAUAAGGCAGGACAACCGCAAGCAUAACAGUGGGCUGGAUAUUAAGCAGAGUGCUAAGUUUCCCAUACCGAUGUCACCUUCCUCUUCGCCCUCUCCCUCUGCACUGGACACUCAACCUGAUGGGGACAGCGACACUCCAACCUCAUCAGAUGCAUCACUUUCUAAUAAUUCUGGAGUCCUGAGCAGACCAACCACCCUCCCUCUAUUUAACCAGCGCUUCCAGGAUGUGCUGAAAGCUGGACUUCUUCAUCUGCUGUUGGAUCAGAACAACUGGCGGCCCUUCACCUUUGUCUUGACAAGAUCUGCUCUCCAGGCUUUCCCUACAGAAGGGAGGGGCUCUGUGUCCCAACCAGUCCUCCAGUUCUCCCUAGCGUCCUGCUUGUCAGUACAGCAAGAUCCUGUACCAGAGACUGGAGAGUCAUGGGUGGAUAAAGGGCGGUAUUUCCAGGCUGUGUUCCCCAAAGAGGUCCUAAAACUCCAGGCAGAUGAUCAUCUAAAAGCUCAGGAGUGGGUGGAAGCUCUACAGCAGGCAGUAGAUGCACAAAAGUCCACACAAGAGGACAAGAGAGAACCAGGGGAAGGACCCGCUGGAUUACAGGGAGUGUUGUUGAGAUCCAAACCAUCAAGGAGGCAGAGGGAGGCCCAGAGAGCCAAGCGGCAGUCAGUCACCACCAGUUUCCUCAGUAUUCUCACCUGCCUGGCUGUGGAAAAGGGACUCACUGCUCAAAGCUUUAGGUGUGCUGGUUGCCAGCGUCCGGUCGGCCUGUCCAGAGGAAAGGCAAAGGUUUGCUGCUACAGCGGCUGGUACUACUGCCAGAGCUGCCAUCAGGAUAACUCUUUCCUCAUCCCUGCACGACUGCUGCACAACUGGGACACCAGUAAGCACAAGGUGUCUAAACAGGCCAAGGAGUUCCUGGAGUUUGUGUAUGAGGAGCCUUUGCUGGAUAUCCAGCAGCUCAACCCCUGCCUGUAUGAACACUGUGAAGCUUUGAGCACGGUGCUGCGUCUCCGUCAGCAGCUCCAGUCGCUGAGGGCCUACCUGUUCAGCUGCAGGGCAACCAUCGCUGAAGACCUCAGGCGAAGGAUUUUUCCCAGGGAAUAUCUUCUACAGCACAUUCACCUCUACUCUCUGGCUGACCUGCAGCAGGUGAUUGAUGGGAAACUGGCUCCCUUCCUGUCCAAGGUGAUCAAGUUUGCCAGCUCCCAUGUGUUAAGCUGCAGCCUGUGUCGGGAGAAGGGCUUCAUCUGCGAGCUCUGCCAAAAUGGACAGGUCAUCUACCCUUUUCAGGAGAAUGUCGCACGAAGGUGUGACGGCUGCGGCGCUGUUUUCCACGCAGAGUGUCGACAGAAAGCACAGCCUUGUCCUCGCUGCGUCCGCAGAGAGCUCCACAACAAGAGGCCGUCGUCCUUCUGGUCGCCUGACGAUGACAGCCCUGGCUGCUUUCACAUGCCUUACCAAGACACCUGAGGUCCACCUCGUUAAGAGAGGCCGGGAGAGCCGACGGGCCUGUCGAGGGGCCGCCACCCAGGACAAAGUGCCUGUGUUUCUAGUUUGUCUAUCUGCAGGUUGGUGCUCGCUUCAGCUUUAACCACGGGACAGAUGUAGCUGCAGAGCUCCCACCUGAGCUGAGCCUCCUUCGUCAUACUCUAAAGAAGGGAAAAGAACCAACUGCUGCAUAAGGCUUUAAAGGCCGAAGCCCUACUUACUUUUUAGUCACCUCUUCCCCUUUAAAUGUUCUUAUCCCUCUUUCAUUUACCUUCUAAUCCAGGAUAAACACAGCAAAUCAAAGCUGAUAAGAGCAGAAAGUCGAACUGCACCAGCUUUGCUGCUUGUAACUUCUUACAGCUGAAAUUAUUACUCAGCAUACGAAAAGCUGGAACAAAGCACAACACCUGCUGCUUUGCUGACAUGAGAAAACACAGAUGCUUUUUGAACCAAUUUCAUACAUUCAUUGCAAAAUAUUGGGUAAAAAAUGAUUAAUCUAUUGUGGAUUGAAAAUAAUAUUUAAUGUAUAUCUGCUCUUAAGUGCUAUAAGCCUACCAAGAAUAUCACUGCACACAGUAGCCUCAAGUAUACUGAAUAAGUAAAAAAAAUUGUUAAUGGGUGAGUUAUGUUUGCGUGUUUAUCUUAAAAGCAAUACUCUGGUGCUCUUAGGAAUAAUAAAGGUUGGCAGUAAUCUUCCUCCUUUUUAUACUCUGCAUCAAACGGGUCAGAAGCAGUCCUGAAAAGGGUGAAAAAGAUAGAUUUUUACUUUACAUUCUAGUUUAAAUUAAACUUAAUUUUGAUUUGCCACAUCAAAAGAUCUGUUUUUGUCAACUUUUUUAUUUAUUUUCUGUCAAAAUUUCUUUUUGUUCUGUAAUUAUGAACAGGAGCUCACAGCUAAUGCUUAACUCAUUCAUUUCUAUUCUAUCUAACCUCUCACAUCAAGGUUUAGAAAUGUCAUGUUUCUCUAAUUGGGUCUGGUUUAAAAACCACACUAGACACUGGGAUUUCUUUUUAUGAAUUUCUACUAAGAAAAUAAAGGUUUCAUGGAUCCUGACUUGUGUAGGAACUUAACGUUUUGUAAUGGGGUUCAUUUAGCUGUGCAAGAUUCCACAAAAGCAGUGAAGUAGCCUUUAGCACCACCGCUAGUUACAGAAACCUAAAUGGGUUUUUUGUGCUCAAGUAUCCAGAAUUUUCUUCUUUUUUUUUUUCUCUCUUUCUAUAAUCCCCCAAAUUUUGUGGCGAAUUUCUGAGCUUCACUUUUCAGGUAACCUGGACUACUCAUUCAGAAUAUUUAUUCUUCGAUUAGCGUCCUUCAAUUAGCGUGUUUAGCUUAGCUAGCUUUACAAUGAAAACAGUCGUGUCUGUGCCUAUGUCAUGGUAAAUGUAGAUCCUUAACUUGACUUCACGAUUCCAACAUUUUUAACAAAUUGUUGCGUGACAAAAGGAGGAAUUUUAUGGUGAUAUUUUCAGCCUUCCUGUUAACUGCUGAAAGUGUUCCUCUCUCUCGUAGCCUGAAUAAACAGCAGAUGUGUAUCGACGUGUUGUAGAAAGUACAGUUUCCUUCUAAUAGCUUCAACUCUGGGCUUGUUUUUUAAGCUUCUAUUUAGAAGUUAAGGCUAAUUGAUCUGAAAAUAAAGCAAAAACAAAAAACUGUGUCCAAAGACGACCCUAAAAGAAUUUCUUCUGACUUGUGACCGAGUUAAAACUUCCCAUUAAUGACCAGUUUUUACAUGAAGACCGAUUACAGAAGGCAGGCAGAAAAGCUAUUGCUCACUGUAUUGAAAACAUAAAAAGCUGCAAAUGUACAGUUACUUGGAAAAAAUAUCAGGACAAAACCAGUACUGUAUAUAAAAUGAUUGUUAAAAGUUAUAAUCAAACUCAUUGAGUCAAUGCUUUGAUUUUCCUAUUAAAAGCUACUAUUUAUGAUGUUUAUUAAAAAAAAACGUAAUGUUAAUAAAUGCAAAUGAUUGCUGUGAUUGCAAAAAAGCUACUGACUGAUUUAUCACGUCCAUUUUAAAUGAAAUAAAACAAUUUUCUUCACUUCGUAUCAAUGUUGAAAUGCAAUCAAACUUUAAAAGUUAGUCACUUGGCAAACUGUCCUGACUGGAAGAUAAGAAGGGCAAUAAUUGACUGGAACUCCUCUCAUUGCUGCCGCUCCUCUCCGUUGAUUCUACUUCCUGUUGUGCUUUACUCGUGUAUAGUCUAUCAGACUUGAUAGCAGCUUUAGCUUUUAGUAUCUCUAUGCAAACUAGAUGGCCUUUUAAUACCCCCCCUCCCCCCACCACCAAUGCUUCCAUCUGUACAAAAACACUGCAGCUAUUUAAUCCGUGCUGUUUUAAACCCGAAUUUCGGGAAAUUUUGAAUCACCUGAUUGUUUUAUUUUUAGUGAAUGAAAACCACGGUGAUUGGAAAAUAUUAAAGUAAUUGUUUGUCCUAUUAUUUUGAACACGCCACAGAGCUCCAUUAAAAAAGGCAGGAACAACGUAAUUUUUCUGCCGGAAAAAAAUAAUCCUAAAGAUUGACAGCAAAUUCCAGAGAUGGAUUACUGGACUGUUUUUAUUUUUACUAGUAGGCGAUUAGCUGCUGAUACCACUGCUACAUAGUUUUUUGUUUGUUUGUUUGCAAUGAAUUGAAAAUACAAUGCUGCCAGACUGAUUUAUCCGCUCCUGCUUAGUUUGAGCCAUAGAAAAAUUUCAGCUUUGAAACUCACUAAUGUGAAAAUCACAGGGUCCUGUGCAUUCUGCCAUUUUGUCCUUUAAAGCCUCUUUCCCACUGAAAUCAGCAGGUUAAAGCGGGUUUUUCAAACAUGAGUCAAUCUGCUAACAAUUGUCAUUUGGUUUCCUUCCCAUUGACAAAAAAAACUGGGUCCUACCCCUCGCUGGCUCGCCGCUGCGUGUUCGAUGCCGUCACGCUGGAUAAGCUUUGAUGAUUUCCCCAGUGCGAAAAACAUCAGGGAAGUAAACAAUGGAGAGAAACAUGUGAAGAAGCCAGGGCGUAAUAAUUGUUCUCUAUUGUUUCACUCUUAUAUCUGUGCAAAUCCCUUUUACCGGAGCUGUGCCAUCUUUAUUGGAUAUAAACAGAUUUGAUUUGGCUUCUUAGAUCAGCCACGACCAGCAAGUGUUGAUGUUUGUACGUUGCGCUCAAUGGUAUCACAUAAAUUAGCAGGUUGAUCCGGGUCUAAUGUUCCAUCAGUAUGCUCAUCAGAGCAGAGACAUUUCAAGGAAUUUUUUCACAUGGCUCGCCUCUUUUGACACGGGUCAGUGAGCCGUUCCCUCUGCCACUAAAAGCCGAUUGUUCCCAGCUUUAAACAGGUUUUUCGGCAAGUGGGAAAGGGGUAUUAGAUGUUUUUGUCUUUCAACCUGACUUCCUUCACUGUUUCAUUAGUCAGUUGGUCUAAAUGGGGAUCAGAACAUCAUCACUAAGCAGGACUGAAGGCUAAUUGAAGUUUUAAAAAUAACUUUUUUUUAAAUAAAAAUCAUACAUCAGAUUUAAGGAUUUAUUGACAAAAUUUGCCUUAAUUCAUGAGAAGAAUUACCAGGAUAAACAAACUGCUAUCCUAUGAGUUUGGGACAGGAUGUGCUGUGGUGUGCUGCCAGGUGCAAGCGGAAGAAGUCGUGGUGGAAAAGCUGCAAAAUGGCAGAUAUGCUUGUUUUCCUUAACAUUAAUGUUUUUUUGUUUUUUCUCAUUCAAAUGAAACAAGCUACUGUUGAAAUUAAAGUGUUUUUUUGUUCAUUGCUGAAUUAUUGUGCUGCUUUGGGUAUGUUGCUUUGGGUUGCAUUGUUCCAUCAAAUUGUAUUAUUUAUUCGUGUUUUGGAGCCUGGAAGGGUUUUCAUGCGACUGUAUGUUUGUUUGCACUGAUUGCAUUCAGUGUUAAAACUAAGCCAUCAAUACCCACCUCAGUUGGACAGACAGAACUUUAGUUUUACUUCUGGUCUGAGCCCAAAACGCAUAUUAGUCAUUUAUAACAGUAUGGUGUUAAAGUAUUAGAAUAUUUCAAUGAAGUGUGUUUAGGGAAUGCUCAUGAUGCAUUUAGAGGGAAUAAUCUGGCUCUAAAUUUUGUCUUCAUCCAAAAUAAACAGGCUUUCUUUAGAUGAUCAGGAGGAUCGUUGGUUUUUUUGUUUGUCAGUGUUUUGAAUGAUAGUUUGAGCUCAUUUGUAAAAGUCGUCCUGUAAAUUUCCCAGUAUUAAAGAACAUAGGUUCCAGUACUCGUAUAUAAUCCUGAAAUACCUGCUGGGCUCCAUAUUUUGCAGCUAAAGAUGCCAGAAUUGUGCUUCAGAUCAGAUGUUCUUUCAUUUAUUUCAUUUUUAUUUAUAGAAUUGUUUUUUUGUUUUAACAAAGUUGGUGAUUUUUGUUGCUGUUGCACUAUUUUUUUAAGGGUACCCGCUCAUGUUAUGUGUUUAUUAUGUUGGACUGUGAAUUGUUUUAUUUCAGUUAUCAUUCUGAGAUGGAAAGGCUAAGAUUUAGUAAUAUAAUGGCUAAAAAACAUUGUUUUUUCUUUCAGUUUUCUGGAAAUUGUUGUUUACAAGUACCUUUUACAGUAUUUAAGGAGAGUAAAUGGAAUUCAGCUCUGUGCACUUUUUAAGUGAUUUUAUGUCUGAUUUGUUUGUUUGUUUUUUGCAGCCAAAGUCUUAUGCAAAAACAUGGAGUGGUUUUUGAUCAAAUCAGCUCAUCCUCAUGUCUGGUUCUGUUUGGACUGAUCCACUGAUGCCAAUAAAAACAAACAUA
Messenger RNA from Cyprinodon variegatus (sheepshead minnow), 9363 nucleotides. It is a transcript of the gene plekhm3, whose product is annotated as pleckstrin homology domain containing M3. The record is from RefSeq and is a predicted model, not a curated record. Lineage: Eukaryota; Metazoa; Chordata; Actinopteri; Cyprinodontiformes; Cyprinodontidae. The transcript has 8 exons. Bases 2272 to 4620 code for a protein of 782 amino acids.